AUGGGUAAUACGGAUUCUAAGUUGAGCAGUCUGUAUCGAGACCAUAUUUUGCAAUUAGCAGGAGUUACAAUACCGCUAAGGGAUGACAAUGGUGAAUUUUCACAGUUUUACAGGGACUUCAUAGCUGGUGGUAAUUUUACAAUGGAAAUGUUUAACCACUUGGUUUCACCAAACGAAUUGAGAGGCAUCUGUAGGAAUAAUUCUGUCAAUAUCUCGAAUUUGGUUCAAUUUGUCAGUUUAACCAUUAUUGAAAUAACCAAAUCCUUGAUUGAUGAAGAGGAACAGGGGGUUCCCUUGUCGUCACCAUCGUCGAUAUCGCUAUUGGAGAUGAAAUUGACAGACUUGUUAGUGUGUAUUCGAAUACUGACCAAAGUUUACCCCGUGCAUUUAUCAACUGGUAAGGAGAAUUGGCUUUGGAAUCAUAAUGAAGAUGCUAUUGUACCUGGGUUUCUUCUGUUGAAAUCACUACUGAAAUUAUCGUUUGUGGAAGGGUUUACUCUACCGUCUGUGGGUAAACCAGGUCGAAUCACUCAUCUUCUUUGGGAAAAUGGUGUCAAUACACAGGAUUCAUCAUACGAUGCACAAACCGCUAGAAUUGAUUCUAAUCGAUUAGAAAUUGUUAAUCUUUUGCUGGCAUUGUGUUCUGCGGAUCUCUACGGAUUACCGAAUAAAUUUUUGGUUGCGCUAUGCCAUUUGGCUCCUGAAUACGACGUUGUUUGCCUUGUUGCUUCCAUUGUUAACACAGUUUGUCGAUAUUGUAAUAACAAUGAAGAAUCAUCAAUGCCCUAUCAAAAUUUCUCCUAUAAACAAUCUCAACAACAACAAUUACCUCAACUGAGAUUUUCAAUGGUGUCAUCGUCUCUACAACUACUCAAUAUAAUGUGCUUACGCUCAGAUCUAAAAGAGGCUCAAAUUUUAGCUCAAUCAAUGGAUCCUAAUUCGAAAUCAGUGGUGAAUUCUAAUAUUGCUCUUUCGUAUUUGGCAACUUUGAACCGAGAAUUCGAUUUACGUUUACUCUUGACGUCCUUUGCAAAGAUUUUUAAACUACCAAUUAAUUUGGCUAUUGAUCAGGAAUCAAAUCUUUUAAGUCUCCCCCGCAAACAAUCUUCUUCCAGCAUAGGAAGUGUUGAUGGAUCUAAUAGAUCCAAUAAUGCUGCUAAUUCUAUACCUUACGCCAAUGCUGCUGUUACAGGGACAGCAGCGACAAGUACUAACUCUGCCGCAAGUCCAACUGCUGGCAGUACAUCUAGAAGAUCUAGAGAUAAUGAACGUAUUGGUAAUACCAACGGAACUACAAAUUUCAACUCAACAUCUCAUGGGAACUCAUCAUCUUCACCAUCACUGCCGCCUGUAUCACCACUUUUUCUACAAUCUCUCAUCUUUCUUACGAUAUUGGUACAAAAUAACAAAAAUUUCCAAAAUUAUGUGGCUGAUAAGUUUGGUCCUAAAUUAAUCAUCUUCUCCAUUUAUUACUUACAAUUUUACGACAAUAAUGUUAAUCAGAAUGGCGGUUGGGAGUUGGGGUCUACGGUCAUCCCACUAUGCUACAACUUAGCACUUUUCUUUUCUUCGAAAAAAUUGGUCCUUUCGAAAAUGUUAGAAACCUUUUCACCUAAUUAUUAUACAAACAAAUUACCGAAUUUUUUCAAAUUGUCUUCUGGUAAUAUCAACCAUAUCACUUAUCGAGAUUUUGCCAUAGUUCAUUUAUGUAAUAUGGCAAUAUCUGAUGUCAGAGAUAACUUACAACCAAGACCUUGGAUAUUUGAACUAAUUUACAACCUUUUACCAAUUCGUGCUAAUCUAAGAGAUGAAGAAUUAGUACAGUUAAGUUCAAAGAAAAGGCCUAAAAAUAUUGGAAGUGGUGGUAUAUCAUACAACGCUGCCAUGCCAUUGUUGCAUCUUCUUUCUAAAAUGUCAAACAAAAAUUAUUUGACCACAUAUGCAUCUUCCCCUUCGGGUGCUUCCAGAGGAUUCUACCCCUGUUCACCUGGUUACAAAUUGGACUGCCUUGCCCUUUUGUUACGUGUGAUUUCCAUUUACGUUAUAUUGUAUUUUGAAGAGGCUAAAAAUUUAACAUUUGCCCUCUGUCGUCACCAAAGAAUAUUAUUCCAAGUUAAGGAUUCCAUCGACACAAUUUCGAAAAAUUUGAAUGGAUCGGUUCAAGAUUUAAAAAUUGAUGAUUAUUUCGAACAUGCAUUUAAUUUUAAUUCAGUUGAUAAGGGAUCGACGACACCAUCUCGAGACAAUAACGAGGAAAAUAAGGUUUACUCUAAUCAAGCUCUUAUAUUUAACAAUAAAGGAAUGUCAACCACUCCGGAAAAUCGUGACACUAGUGGUGAUAAUACGAAUGAUGAACCAGGUAUUGAUAAUUUUGUUGAUGAUGAGAAUUACGAACUUUCAAGAUAUGCAAGUGACAACAACAUGGGGAAAAGUAUCGAAUUAUUGGAAUAUGCAGAUUUGAGUAUCAAUCCUAUAAUGUCCGAUGAUAAAGUUUUCAACGGCAUAAGACCUAAAUGGCCAGCAGGACUUACUUCAAAGUCAAAGGCAAAAUUGCGUGCCAAAUCGGAUUUGACCAGUUCUUGGUCGGGGGCAAACUGCCUUUUAUUACUGAUGCGUAUGGCAAGACUUCUAUUGAAACAGUUUCCCACAAUUAGUACAAUUAGCACAAAAGAGUAUUACCAGCUAUUGGGUGAAAUUGCCCAAUUCAAAAAUCAAUUCGAAAGUACCAUCAAACCUCAUUUACCUAUAUUCAUGUCGGAACUAUCCGAGGGUCAACCAUUGAAGAUAGAUUUAUCCCAAAAAAAUCUAAUUUAUCAGAGUUGGAUUUAUAUGGUUUGUUGGACCAACAUCUUCAAUACUCAUUCUGGUGCAUACGCUGUUUCUCAAUCAGCCAAUGCAAAUAACAAUACCAAUACCAAUACCAAUACUAAUACCAAUACCCAUAACAAUACAAAUAAGUCUAGUGAUCCCAACACAUACAAUGGCAGUAGUAACGGUCCCGCUCUUUCUAGAGUCUCUAGUACAGACACAUUGCCUAGUCUGGAGAAAUUCAAUUCUAAUGGGUCAAUGCUCUCAAGAACCAAUAGCAAUAGUAGUUCAUUAAUGGGGUACCUAUCAUCCUACAGAAACACUGAAACUUCGUUUAGUUCACCUCUAGAAAUUACAAACUAUUCAUCACCAACAUCCAAAUCGAAUGGAUCCAGAGCCAACGGUGGUAAUAAUAGUAAUAGUAGUAGUGGGACUUCAUUUUUCAGGUUUGCAUGGAAUGGAUUUACUAAGAAGGAUAAUAAUUAUGCACCAAUUCAAGAAGAAGCUUCAGAUCCACCUGGCUCCCCGAUGGGUUCUGCACCAUCGCGUCCAAAUCCAUUUAUCCCAGAUGUUGGAUUACUAAAACCAAAUAUUUGGACAGGGACUAAAAUUAAAUUAUUUGACGUGAAGGCAAAGGAGAAAGAAGAAUUCUCAUUAUUGGAUAUGACAUCUUCAUUUCUGAGAAGGUUUAGAUUUAACAGUGUAACAAGUUCAGGUUCAACAGAUGCUCUCAAUUCUGCAGGCGGAAAUUCAAAUGUUUACAACAAUAACGGCAAUAUGAAAUCAAAUGGUGCAAAUUCAAGACCGUAUACACCAAGAGAGAGUACACUGAUGCUAUCAACUUCAAAGAAAUGA
Molecule: messenger RNA, 3663 nt
Organism: Zygosaccharomyces rouxii
Lineage: Eukaryota; Fungi; Ascomycota; Saccharomycetes; Saccharomycetales; Saccharomycetaceae
Gene: ECM30
Product: Ecm30p
Exons: 1
Coding region: 1-3663 (1220 amino acids)
Cellular component (GO): Golgi medial cisterna; membrane; Golgi trans cisterna
Source: RefSeq, a predicted model, not a curated record